Peronospora matthiolae is the source of this 1746-nucleotide messenger RNA. The record is from the annotation of a GenBank genome assembly. NCBI's taxonomy places the organism in Eukaryota, Oomycota, Peronosporomycetes, Peronosporales, Peronosporaceae.
AUGGCCGAGACACAGCUGCCGCGGUGCGUCGUGUGCUCCAUAGACAUGACGCCGUGGAGCGUCGCGGACCGCGAGACACACGUGAAUGAGUGUCUAGAUGAAGCGACCAUUGACCAGCGAUAUGACUGUCCCACUUGUGGCGAAGAGCUCUCACACUGCGACGAACGCCAGCGCUUGGAGCACGUGAACCGCUGUCUGGACAGAAAAGAGACGUAUGACAGCGAUAUGAGUGUACGUAAACACGAUAAAGCUGUUGGAAAAGAAGAGGAAGACGGGGCAGAGGCGCAAGAGGAGGUGCAGCUGACACAGGUGGCGCAGUUGACGCAGGAGGAGGCAGAGACAAGCGACAGCGCGUACUUUGAAGCCAAUUACGUAUGCAAAAUCUGCGGUAUCGACAUGUCCAGCGUCGAUCUGGUGCACCGCAUUCGUCACGUGAAGUUGUGUGGCCAGAAGUUUGGCGUGAGAGCUGCUGAUAUGGCGGACGUGGAGCAGACAGAGACGAUUGUGGCGAGACUGGACGAGAAGGACGCGUCGAACGCGUUUAUGGUCAUGAUGCAGUCGGCAGCUGGAAAAGCAACAGCAGAGACCGCUUCGAUGGAGAGAUCGAACGUCUUUGACGUUUUGAUGCGGAGCUCGAAAACGGCUGCUGUACUCGAUGCUCGAAAGCGCCCCGUGCCUUUUAAAUUUACACGCAAAGCAGUGCAACGACGCCGCCUGUUGUACCCUGAUUACAAGUGUAUCCAAGGAACGAGCCCGCCUUUCAUCGUCGACGGGUUCCACUACGCUUGCAAACAACACUCUAGCAUCUACUUCCUCACGCACUUUCACUCCGAUCACUAUGGUGGAAUCACUAAGGAUUUUGACUGCGGCGUUAUCUACUGCAACGAAAUUACCGCGAAGCUCGUCGUCCAAGAGCUUGGUGUCCAGCAAAAGUACGUUCACCCAGUGGGGAUGAACGUACCUGUGCUUGUCGGUGACGUGCAGGUCACCUUCUUGGACGCGAACCAUUGUCCUGGUUCAGCUAUCAUCCUGUUUCGUCUGAAAGACGGGAGAACUUACCUACACACUGGAGAUUUCAGAUUUCACAGGAAGAUGCUAAACUAUGCUGCAUUGCAGCCACACAUUCCGACGGGCGAUGAAGCUAUUGAUCAUACAGGUAAGAUUGUUGGGAUCAGCCGGCUGGACGGCGUGUAUUUGGAUACGACCUACUGUGAUCCUAAGUACACGUUUCCAACUCAGCAAGCGGCCAUUAAACACGCACUCGAGCUCAUGGACGAUCACUGGAAGCAGGAAAAGGUGCUUUAUCUGUUUGGAUCGUAUACAAUUGGCAAAGAGCGCUUGUUCAUGGAGAUUGCACGCAAGUACCGGAAGAAGGAUCUUCAAAUGGACAAUUUGACGGUGUUGCUAGCAAAGCAUCGUCUACGGUACCGGUCCAUUGUGGCAUUCCGCCCCACCGGGUGGACGUUCAGCAGCAAGAAUCCGCGGAAAAUGUCGACCUGUUGUUCCAAUCCUACAGGCAAGAUUCACGUCUACGGGCUUCCGUACAGCGAGCACUCGAGUUUCGCUGAGCUCUGCGACUUCGUCAAAGUGGUGAACCCUCGUGCAAUCAUUCCAACGGUGAACUGCAGCAACAAGCGAAAGGCGACCAAGCAGGUCAAUGCAUUGCGGCAGGUCGCUUUCCACAAUAUUUCAGCGCUAUUCAAGCAGCAGCACCAGCAGAUCAAGCAACAACUAAAAACAAGUUGA